Molecule: messenger RNA, 1830 nt
Organism: Pecten maximus
Lineage: Eukaryota; Metazoa; Mollusca; Bivalvia; Pectinida; Pectinidae
Product: T-box protein VegT-like
Exons: 6
Coding region: 103-969 (288 amino acids)
Biological process (GO): cell fate specification; regulation of transcription by RNA polymerase II; positive regulation of DNA-templated transcription
Cellular component (GO): nucleus
Molecular function (GO): DNA-binding transcription factor activity, RNA polymerase II-specific; RNA polymerase II cis-regulatory region sequence-specific DNA binding
Source: RefSeq, a predicted model, not a curated record
CCUGGACAUCAGUACUGACGCAUACAAGUAGGUAUAUGUCACUCCUAGUCAUUGGAAGCUCCACUUCUGGAGAAGAUAAUCAGCUACAUAGAACAACACGACAUGGAACAGCCACUAGACCUUUGUUUGCGGACAAGUAAAGUGAAGAGUAACACGUCCUGCUACCAAGAAGAUGUUAAAUCUGCAAAACAUUCGUUGGGCGUCACUAAGGUGACAGGAUAUGAAAUUGAGGAUAACGAAAAAAUGGUACAGAGAUGGUUGCAGCAUAUGCCGACGGAUAGAAUGGUAUUGUCCGAAUACAGUCCAUAUAUCCAGGCGAAAUCUACUGUAAGAGGGGCAACCCUCGUGCCAAGUGGGGUGUCCACCGGUACAGACAUCUCCGUCAGCCUAUACAACAAGGCGUUAUGGCGGAAUUUCAGUCAAGAGGGAACAGAAAUGAUUAUAAACAGGUCUGGAAGACUGAUGUACCCACGUGUGGAGAUUACUAUUGAAGGACUUAAUACGUACGAUAUGUACAGCGUCGAGAUGGUCGUGAUCCCGGUUGAUGACAGACGAUACAAGUAUAAGGACAACAUUUGGUCAGCUGUUGGCAAAUCAGAGGUACAUCACCCGAUCACUCCCUAUAAACACCCUACGUCACCUGCCGUAGGAUCCUACUGGGCAAAGGACCACCUCUCGUUCGGACAGGCGAAGCUCUCAAACCAUUUAGGACCAAAUAAGAUUUGUCUCCAGUCAAUGCAUAAGUAUAUGGUACAGAUUAAUGUGAUCCAUCAUAGCAGGGACGAUCACUUACACUCCUUCAUGCUCCCCGGCACAGAGUUCAUAGCACUCACUGCAUACCUCAACGAAAAGAUCACACACCUCAAAAUUUCCCAUAAUCCGUUUGCGAGAGCGUUCAAGAACAAAAAAACUUCAGACGAAGAUUCCGACUGCGAACAAGAAAAGAAAAAAAUCUUAAGUACAGUUUAAACACCGAGUUCCUGGAGAGAAGGGUCCGUCCUUGGUAGUUCGCCUCCAUGAAUAUACCUAGUAAUAUACCUAGUAAUAUACCUAGUAAUAUCAUCUAAUCUCUGCUGUCAAGUCUCAAGUAUUUGCAAACAAUAAUAACUCAUCUUGCUGUGGUCAUCACUCCAUUCUACAAAACGGCUGAAGAACAUUUUCUUAUUCUUAUUAUUAUUUUUAAUCUGUGUUGUAUUCUAAUGAUGUCGUCAGGUUUUUUAUAACACACUUAUAUUUUCUUAAAUCAACGCACUAAAAACAGUCUAUUGAUCGUGAAUUGUCAAUCGAAUCUGAUAUUCCAGAUUAGUCUCGAUUAUUUCAUCUAUUUCCAAAACUGAAAACAGCCUAUUUCAGGCACCCUAACCCUAACAUGCAGUGGAUGACUUUCUGAAUAGCCAAGAAAAGGAAAUCUGUCAAAGUGGGUAAAAUGGCAAAAGUGUAUAGAUACUGAAGGGGAUUAUGUUGAAAAAUAAUACAAUAUGUCCGGCAAAAUUCAAAUCCUUCAAUAUGAGGCUCAUAAACUUAUCAAUCAGCCCUCGUAGCAACGUAUGUACAUGUAUGCCCUGUAUACAAUUCUCUACACUAUGUCAGUUUACGAGAAAUCAUUGUCAAUUUUAACAGGGACGUAUUAUAAGAUGACAGGUCCCUAUUUCGAUAAACAUUAUUCAGAAUAGCAGCAGCUUUUGUCACUACAAUUGUAUUUGAUUUGUAUUUCGUAACUAUAUGUAUAUGGAAUGUGUUAGUAUUUCUUUGGCGUAGAAUAACGUUUGUUAUUGAAAAUAAAUCGUAUCGAUUUUCUGUUAUUUAUUGCAAUAAAUUUUCUUUAUUGAU